This is a messenger RNA of Phragmites australis (common reed), 2203 nucleotides long. Its product is annotated as cytochrome P450 77A1-like. The transcript has 2 exons. The record is from RefSeq and is a predicted model, not a curated record. The coding region runs from base 300 to 1865 and encodes 521 amino acids. Gene Ontology annotation, molecular function: heme binding; oxidoreductase activity, acting on paired donors, with incorporation or reduction of molecular oxygen, NAD(P)H as one donor, and incorporation of one atom of oxygen; iron ion binding. Lineage: Eukaryota; Viridiplantae; Streptophyta; Magnoliopsida; Poales; Poaceae. Gene Ontology annotation, cellular component: membrane.
CGACGCGCGCCAUGGCCAGUCUAGCUUGUGCUGCUGGUUUUCUCCCAUCGAUCGAGCUCUAUCUCUCACAAGCCCGCAUUCAAUAACACGCCGGAGCAUUCACGACCCCUUUCAGAUGGUAGAUGGCGCGAAUUUACGCCGCACAGUACGUGCUCUCUCGCUCCUCCGCUAUAUAUCGCUCCACCCACUACUCCUACUGCCAUUGCUACCUCAGCAAUAGUGGUCUGCUUACAACUUGUGCUGGCUGGUUGUAGUGUAGUAGGCAAGAAGAGAGAGAAAGGGCCGGGGAGGUGGAGGAGAUGGAUGUGAACGACAUGCUGCUGGUGGCGCUGGCGGCGGCGCUGGCGGCGAUGUGGUGGCGGCGGUGCUCGAAGGCGGGCGGGGUGGACGGCCUCCCGCCGGGGCCGCCGGGGUGGCCGGUGGUGGGGAACCUGUUCCAGGUGAUCCUGCAGCGGCGGGCGUUCAUGUACGUGGUGCGCGACCUGCGGGAGAAGUACGGGCCCAUCUUCACGAUGCGCAUGGGCCAGCGCACGCUCAUCGUCGUCACGUCGGCGGACCUCAUCCACGAGGCGCUCGUCAAGCAGGGCCCCAUGUUCGCCAGCCGUCCGGAGGACAGCCCCACGCGCCUCCUCUUCAGCGUCGGCAAGUGCACCGUCAACUCCGCCCCCUACGGCCCGCUCUGGCGCGCGCUGCGCCGCAACUUCGUCGCCGAGAUCGUGUCGCCGCACAGGGUCAAGGGAUUCUCCUGGAUCAGGGAGUGGGCCGUCAACGCUCACCUGCGCCGCCUCCGCGCCGAGUUCGCGAGCACGGGCGACGUGCGCAUAAUGGCCAACUGCCGCCUCACCAUCUGCAGCAUCCUCAUCUGCAUCUGCUUCGGCGCCAAGAUCCCCGACGACCUCAUUCGGGAGAUUGAGGAGGUGCUCAAGGACGUCAUGAUGAUGACCAUGCCCAAGCUCCCGGACUUCCUGCCCCUCCUCACGCCGCUCUUCAAUAAGCAGCUCACCGAGGCCAGGAACCUGCGCCGCCGGCAGCUGGACUGCCUCGUGCCGCUCGUGCGCGCGCGGAGGGAGUUCCUCCGGGACAGCAGCAAGAAGACGGUGGGCGGCGUGGAGAUGAUGAGCGGGCCCGGGGAGGCGUACGUGGACUCGCUCUUCGACCUCGAGCCGCCGGGGCGCGGGAAGCGGCUCGGCGAGGAGGAGCUCGUCACGCUCUGCUCCGAGGUCAUGAGCGCCGGCACGGACACCAGCGCCACCGCGCUGGAGUGGGCCAUGAUGCACCUCGUCCUCGACACGGCCGUGCAGGAGCGGCUCUACGACGAGGUCGUCGCCAAGGUCGGCAAAACCGCCAGGAUCACCGAGGCCGACGUCGAGGCCAUGCCCUACCUGCAGGCGGUGGUGAAGGAGACGUUCCGGCGCCACCCGCCGAGCCACUUCGUGCUGUCGCACGCGGCGACGCGGGACACGGAGCUGGGCGGGUACCGCGUCCCCGCGGACGCGAGCGUGGAGUUCUACACGGCGUGGGUGACGGAGAACCCGGCGACGUGGCCUGACCCGGACGCCUGGCGCCCCGAGCGGUUCCUGGACGGCGGCGAGGGCUUCGACACCGACAUCACCGGCACCCGCGCGCUCCGCAUGAUGCCCUUCGGCGCCGGGCGCCGCAUCUGCCCCGCCUUCACCCUCGGCGUGCUCCACAUCCAGCUCAUGCUCGCCAACAUGGUCCGCGAGUUCCGGUGGGUGCCCCCCGCCGGCGAGGGCCCGCCCGACCCCACCGAGACCUUCGCCUUCACCGUCGUCAUGAAGAACUCACUCCGGGCCGCCAUCGUCGAGCGCGCAACGGGAGUAAAGCCGAUCGAUGCAUCACACUGAUGGCUUCAUUGCUGCUCACUGGUUCUUGCCACGUACGUACGCAGAGCGGUGCAUGGUACGGGUAGGUGAUUGUGACGGGGUUAGUCAAGUGCCGUAGUAUAAAUACUCCAUGGUGAUCGAUCUUAGCUGUUCGCUGGUUGGUGGAUGGGCGAAUAGACGGACGGAUAUGCAUGCAUGAUGCUGUCAUAAAUUUUCUUGGUGUUCUCUCUUCUGUUAAUUAAUUCUUAUUAGUGUUUUCUUCUCGCGAUUUGAUGGGUGAAAAAACUGUACGUACUACUGCUCGAUCUGCUUAUAUAUAUUGGUUGUCAUGUCCAGAAAUAACCCAUGUUAGUUCACUC